ACCUGUGUUUCACCCAAAGCCCCUCACACAGCUCCAUUACUGCAGGAUCACAGCAUGUGGCUCUCACUGCUGGCCCUGUUGACCCUCUGCGCCGCGGGCAAGGCGGCCGAGAACACGUCCGAGACUCCAGUCGGGCAGGAAAAACUCAUUAUAGCCAGAGGUAAACUGCUGGCCCCCAGUCUGGUAGGAUGAUCCAUAAAGAAGAUGCCCGAGCUCUACAACUUCCUGAUGGAGCGCUGGGCCCUGUAUCAUAAUCUGGAGUACGAUUCAGGAGAAGAGAAAAAGCCCCGUCUUAUCUUCUACAAUGACAAGGAUGAGGUGGUGAAGACAGUUUCAGUGAAGAAGAUGACGGCAGACGAGAUCAGUAAUCUCCUGGACUCUCUGGGUUUCUAUAAAAGGUCAAAAAAAGGCGAGGAAGUCCCUGAAGAAUUUAAGAACUUCCCUCUGAAAGCACCACGGGAUGAACUGUGACCCCUGCUGGUCGACUGCUGUAACUGCACUCAGCACAAUAAUGACGCCCAGGACCUCAAGGCCUUGAUAAAGGGUCAGGCUCUGGGCCGAGACACUGACGGCUUGGUGCAGAUCAUUACUUCAGCAUCUGAUUAACUUUACAAUAAACGUUUUGGAAGUCA
Messenger RNA from Colossoma macropomum (tambaqui), 632 nucleotides. It is a transcript of the gene selenoe, whose product is annotated as selenoprotein e. The transcript is spliced from 4 exons. The record is from RefSeq and is a predicted model, not a curated record. NCBI's taxonomy places the organism in Eukaryota, Metazoa, Chordata, Actinopteri, Characiformes, Serrasalmidae.